This is a messenger RNA of Oryza brachyantha (malo sina), 1942 nucleotides long. Its product is annotated as aldehyde dehydrogenase family 7 member A1. Lineage: Eukaryota; Viridiplantae; Streptophyta; Magnoliopsida; Poales; Poaceae. The coding region runs from base 90 to 1619 and encodes 509 amino acids. The transcript is spliced from 14 exons. Gene Ontology annotation, molecular function: aldehyde dehydrogenase (NAD+) activity. The record is from RefSeq and is a predicted model, not a curated record.
CCCUAUCCCCUUCCCCGCCGUACGGACUCCGGCGGCGGCGGCGACAGAACCCGUCUUCUAGAAGGAGAGCGGGGUGGGUGUGCUAAGUCAUGGGGAGCUUCGCGAGGAAGGAGCACCAGUUCCUCGCCGAGCUCGGCCUCGCGCCGCGGAACCCCGGCUCCUUCGCCUGCGGCGCGUGGGGCGGGUCGGGCCCCGUCGUCACGUCCACCAACCCGACCAACAACCAGGUCAUCGCUGAGGUCGUGGAGGCGUCCCCGCGCGAGUACGAGGAGGGCAUGCGCGCCUGCUACGAUGCCGCCAAGACAUGGAUGGCCAUUCCGGCUCCAAAGCGAGGAGAAAUUGUUAGGCAAAUCGGCGAUGCAUUGAGAGCAAAACUCCAUCACCUGGGCAGGCUUGUAUCACUUGAGAUGGGGAAAAUUCUCCCUGAAGGGAUUGGAGAGGUUCAGGAAAUCAUUGACAUGUGCGAUUAUGCUGUGGGGCUAAGUCGCCAGCUAAAUGGGUCCAUCAUUCCAUCUGAACGCCCAAAUCAUAUGAUGAUGGAGGUGUGGAAUCCUCUUGGAGUUGUUGGCGUUAUCACAGCAUUCAAUUUUCCUUGCGCCGUGCUUGGUUGGAACGCCUGCAUAGCUUUGGUGUGUGGAAACUGUGUUGUCUGGAAAGGUGCUCCAACUACUCCAUUGAUCACUAUUGCAAUGACUAAAAUAGUUGCCAGUGUAUUGGAGAGGAACAACUUGCCAGGCUCAAUUUUCACAGCAUUUUGUGGUGGUGCUGAAAUUGGCCAAGCAAUUUCUCUCGACACAAGGAUACCUUUGGUUUCAUUCACAGGAAGCACAAAGGUUGGUCUAAUGGUUCAGCAACAGGUGAAUGCGAGAUUUGGCAAAUGCCUUCUUGAACUUAGUGGGAACAAUGCUAUUAUUGUUAUGGAUGAUGCAGACAUUCAGUUAGCUGUUCGUUCUGUGUUGUUUGCUGCUGUUGGUACAGCAGGACAACGCUGCACUACAUGUCGGAGGCUGCUUCUUCACGAAAGCAUAUAUCAAACAUUUCUUGAUCAACUUGUUGAGGUUUAUAAACAAGUCCGAAUUGGAGAUCCUUUGGAAAAUGGUACCUUACUGGGACCACUGCACACUCCUGCUUCAAGAGAAGCCUUUUUGAAAGGCAUCCAAACCAUCAGAUCUCAGGGAGGAAAAAUUCUUUAUGGAGGAUCUGCAAUUGAAUCAGAGGGAAACUUUGUUCAACCAACAAUUGUGGAAAUUUCAUCCUCUGCACCGGUUGUGAGAGAAGAACUAUUUGGUCCUGUUCUUUAUGUCAUGAAAGUUCAGAAUCUGAAGGAAGCAGUUGAAAUUAACAAUUCUGUUCCUCAAGGAUUGAGCAGUUCUAUAUUUACAAGGAGACCAGAUAUUAUUUUCAAGUGGAUUGGGCCCCAUGGUAGUGACUGUGGUAUAGUGAAUGUAAAUAUACCCACAAAUGGUGCUGAAAUCGGUGGAGCUUUUGGUGGAGAAAAAGCGACUGGUGGUGGACGAGAAGCAGGGAGCGAUUCGUGGAAGCAGUACAUGAGGAGGGCCACUUGUACGAUCAACUAUGGAAGCGAGCUGCCUCUAGCACAAGGAAUAAAUUUUGGCUAAUUCACUGGUCAAGAUCUGCUGGUGAACGUGUUAAGCUCUCUCAAUCGACAGACGUCAGGCUACUAGCGUCAACUGAAAAUCGAAACUGCAACGCAGCAGCAAAUGCUAUGUGUGCAUAUAAUAAGAGACGAAUCCAGUAUUAAUGCAUGUACUGCUCUUGCUAUGGUUAGCCAUCGGAGUACUUGUCCAAUAAACAGGAAAUUCGCAUCUUCUCGGACCGUUUGAGAAUCGAGAUGCAGACAUUUCUGAUGUAAUUGUUAGAACGGAUCGGUUGAAAUAAAAGGAUCGCUGGGCAACCUGAUUCUUGCAGGUCGUUUCGAAGA